CAAAGCACAUUCACUAUAAAUUCACACUCUAUAAAGCCCUCACAGUUUAAAGUUUUCUUAAGGACUUCAGCAUCUAGAAGUGCAGUGUGGGGAAGUGUUCCUGAACUCAACUUGCAUAAUUUGAGGAUGGACAAGAGCAGAACUUGUCAGAGCUGCGAGGUGAGAAUUGGUCACUCUCUGAGUGAAGUGGAGAGGCAGCAUUUGGCCAGAAGGACAGAGACUGUUCUACAGUGCCUGAAGCAGCACGGCAUAACCUGCAGUGAGGAUGACAUGCCCAACAUCGCCGUUCUGGGCUCUGGUGGAGGUUUGAGAGCUAUGGUUGGACUGCUGGGGUCACUGAGUCAGCUGAAAGAAGAGAGACUGCUGGACUGCAUCAUGUACCUGUGUGGAGUUUCAGGAUCUACCUGGUGCAUGGCAUCAUUAUACAAUGAACCAAACUGGUCCACCAAACUGGAGACUGUGAAAGAUAGCACCGUCCAAAGGCUUGCUGAAGGAAGUGUCAGCUGGUGGAAGAUGGGUAAAAAACUGGCAAAUUACUAUUCAAACAACGACAACUUUAGCCUGACAGAUGUGUGGGCAGCACUGAUUGUGUCUAACAUGGUGAAAGAGAUAGAUGAACACAGACUCUCAGAGCAGAGGGGCAACUACACCAGUGACCCUUAUCCCAUUUACACUGUGAUUGACAAGCAGUGUAAAUAUGAUAGACUGAAUGCAGAUGUCUGGUUUGAGAUCACUCCAGAUGAGUCAGGUUAUUCUCUCUCUGGAGCCUUUGUGGAUUCUUCCUGUUUGGGAAGUCAGUUUGAGAAUGGAAAGAAGAUUAAAGACCAACCUGAGAUUGACAUGCUGUACCUACAAGAGAUGGGCCAGACCAGCAGUAGUCAAAGUGUGUGUGGCAGUGAUGUGAGAAUUGGUCACUCUCUGAGUGAAGCUGAGAGGCAGCAUUUGGCCAGAAGGAGAGAAACUGUUCUGCAGUGCCUGAAGCAGCAUGGCAUAACCUGCACUGAGGAUGAGAUGCCUAACAUUGCAGUGCUGGGCUCUGGUGGAGGUUUGAGAGCUAUGGUUGGAUUGCUGGGGUCACUGUGUCAGCUGAAAGAAGAGGGACUGCUGGACUGCAUCAUGUACCUGAGUGGAGUUUCAGGAUCUACCUGGUGCAUGGCAUCAUUAUAUAAAGAACCAAACUGGUCCACCAAACUGGACACUGUGAAAAAUAACAUUGUCCAAAGGCUUGCUGAUGGCAGCGUGAGUUUGAAGGAAAUGGGUGAAAAGCUGGCGAAAUACUAUUCAGAAAAAGACAACUUCAGCCUGACAGAUGUGUGGUCAGUACUGAUUGUGUCUAACAUGGUGAAUGAGAUAGAUGAGCACAAACUCACAGAGCAGAGGGGUAAAUACACCAAAGACCCGUAUCCUGUUUACACUGUGAUUGACAAGCAGUCUAAAUAUGACAGACUGAAUGCAGAUCCUUGGUUUGAGAUCACUCCAGAUGAGUCAGGUUAUUCUCUCUCUGGAGUCUUUGUGGAUUCGUCCUGUUUGGGAAGUCAGUUUGAGAAUGGAAACAAAAUUAAGAAGCAGCCUGAGAUUGACAUGCUGUACUUACAAGGUCUGUGUGGCAGUGUCCUUGCAGAUAUGGAGCAGAUCCUUCAGAAACUACAAGAACUAAUCUCACCUACAACAGGGAGUGUAAAACAAAGGAAAGCAUCACAAACGCCAGAUGUGCCAAAAGCUCCUGAGGCGCUCUUAACACUUGUGGAGCUGAACCUUCGUGCACUGAAAAAGAAGGAUCUUACAAAUCACCUCAAAGCCAUGGAUGAACACCUGAAAGAAUAUAAAGAAACAGAGACGAUGACUCUUCGUCAAGAGGGGGGAGAGAAAUCAGCAAAGACGAUCUCCAAAAUGGAGUUAAAAGAUUACACUCUGCGAGCAUGCAGUUCUAUCACUGACAUGUAUAAGGAACAGGGUAGUAAAGACGAAAGUUGGAUUGCUAUUUUGAGAUCCAUGGAAAAACUUGUGCACUGGACCUGGGGAACGAAUCACAACUACCUGUAUAGAAUGAAAGUGGAAAGCAUCAACCCCAGUGUCCUUAAGUCAAAGACAAGACAUUACGAAGAUGCUGGACUGUUACUGAACUCACCCUAUUUCGCAAUGCUGAGGAAAGAACGAGACAUCGACCUCAUCAUUUCCCUUGACUACAGUGAAGGAGAUCCCUUUGAGACGGUGGUUCAGACUGCUGAAAAGUGCAAAGACCUUCAGAUUCCUUUCCCUGAGGUUGUUCUACCUGCUGAAAACACAGAACCACAGGACUUCUAUGUGUUCAAGGGUUCCAGCGAUGCUCCAACUGUGAUUCACAUCCCUCUUUUCAAUGCUGUUAACUGCAAAGGAGAAAUUAAGAAGUGGGAGAAAAGAUAUUCCACUUUUCAAAUGAACUACAGUCGUGAAAUGAUCACAGAUCUUCUGGAGAAAGCUGGAUUAAACAUCAAAAACAACAAGGAGAAACUGCUCAAGGAGAUUGAAAAUGUCAUUGGACAAAAGAAAACUUCCAAGCUUGGAAAAGUCUGAUGAAUAAAGGAAAACAUGUUAAGAAGUGUGGGGAAAAUCAGUCUUUUUGGAUCUGGGUGAUUAAUUCCAAAUUGAAGUUGUUCUCGUAUCAGAAAAAUAACAAAUAAUCAAUAAUUAAUUUGUGUGUAAUGUAGACGUAGUUCAUGGAGUACAGAAUAUCAGAUUUUGGCACAUUUGUUUAUCAUUUUGAAAUUAUAACUUUGACUGUUUGACAUCGAUUGUAUUUCUGGAACAAUCUGGAAUGUGGAUUAUACCUUUCUUUCAUGUUUGCAUUUAUGAUUGUUUAUUUGGUGUCUUCUUAAAUGAGAAUAAUAAUAAAUGAUUUAUAAGCUAAGGAAUACAUCAACUUAAAAUACUACUAAUUACAAAGAAAAAAUCACCAUGACCAAUAAGAUUUUUUUUUUUUUGGGAAUUGGGCUGCAUCUAUAUGUUCUAUGUUCUUGAGAGAAAGUAUAGGUCUUUUGACAUUUGCUUUCUUCUAUGCUCUAACCCAUGUUGUCUUUUUGUUGUGUCAGCUGUAUUUGUCUUACAGUUGUGUGCCUUUUGGUGUUUUAUCUGUAUUGUUCCCCCUGAGGUG
Molecule: messenger RNA, 3130 nt
Organism: Colossoma macropomum (tambaqui)
Lineage: Eukaryota; Metazoa; Chordata; Actinopteri; Characiformes; Serrasalmidae
Product: cytosolic phospholipase A2 gamma-like
Exons: 21
Coding region: 127-2553 (808 amino acids)
Biological process (GO): glycerophospholipid catabolic process
Cellular component (GO): cytosol; nuclear envelope; nucleoplasm
Molecular function (GO): calcium ion binding; calcium-dependent phospholipid binding
Source: RefSeq, a predicted model, not a curated record